Messenger RNA from Spodoptera exigua (beet armyworm), 1662 nucleotides. NCBI's taxonomy places the organism in Eukaryota, Metazoa, Arthropoda, Insecta, Lepidoptera, Noctuidae. The record is from the annotation of a GenBank genome assembly.
AUGGAAACAUUAAGUCGAAUCAGCAGCACUUUCGAAAGCGUAAGAUCAAAUAUAAAGAACAGGAACUCAUCUGAGCGCCUCCAAAAUUUGAAGAAAGAUAUCCAAACCCUUACCAAUGAGCUGAUCGUCUUAGGUAAGGAGAACCAUGACCAGUACAUAAGGUCUUUGGCUAUGGAAGGCUACCUUGCCCUUCUUUCUGCUAAAACGAUGCCCUUAUCCUAUGUUGAGAAAAAAAACAUACUCCAAACGUCAUUUGAAAAACUGAAACAGUAUGCACUCAGAGAGGAAUGCCUUUUCAUAAUGUUGAGAAUACAGAAUCUUCUAUGCUACUACAUGAUUCAGUUAGACCAGAUCGCUGACGCCCGUGAGAUCCUUGAGAAUAUGGAAGACUUGUACGACCAAAUCAGCAAAUCUGAGCCAGACAAAUUUCUUGAUGCUGAAGACCUAUUCACAGUUGAGCCAGUGAGUAACAUCAAACGCGUGAAUCCUGAGAAAAUAGACAAAGUCAUCACUAACAACGUUCAAAUGCAAGCAUUUCUGUACAAUAAAAUGAACUUGCCUCACAAAUACACUUUAUAUAACCAUACGGCUCUUCGUAGGCAAUUGGAAAUGAAAGAAGGUACUCCACAAGACUGGGCCUUGCGGACUGCGCGGCUUGGAAAUUACUUCACUUACCUAAACCAAAUUGGCAAUGCCCGCCAUCACCUGUGCGCCGCCUACCACGUAUUGAGGACCUGCCAUGAUAACUGCAAACUUAUGCCUGAAGAAUUCGUGUUGCAGAAAGCAGAUUUUGAAAUCCACUUCUUGGAGUUGAGCCAUCACUGGGUCAAAUAUGGAUUGACGCUCUUCAAAAUGUCUAAAAAGAAGAUUCUGAAUAAAUAUUUCACCCAACCUUCAACGGGAGCAGAUUUAUGGAAGACGGUGGACUUGCUGGAAGACAGGCUGCACAGCUCGGAGAAGCUCGAUGAGGAAAAUAUGAAAGAUCUGGGGGCUGAAAAAUCCGGCAAGGGAGAUUGCACCCCAGAGAAAUUGUUCACCUUCCCGUCUCUGGAUUUGAAAGAGAUGGAAGGCAAAGUUCCGCUAGAAAGCGUUUGCAGCGUUGAGGAUGCUAGAAAGUUGUUUGCCUUCACUUACAAGUGGUUGAUGAGGGCUAAGCAUUACUACGACUUUGAGCAUCAUUCAGCUCAGUAUAUAUCAUGCUCCUUGCAACUAGCGGAACUGUAUGAGCACUUGGCUUUCUUCGAACGUAAUAUUGACAACCAGUACAGCAUCCAAAAGAGACGUGCCAAUGUUCUGGAGACGCUAAAUUCCUUGUUGAAAACUUGUGACAACGUGAUGUCGGUCCAGAUCGACGUAAUCAGGGAGCUGUCUCAGGUGCAGCUGGAGCUGAUGGCGCUCAACUUGCAAAAGUUGUGGCGUGAAGAGUCUCAUACCAAUAUAUUUAAUAUGGACACUGAUGCGGACUCUAUCAUCAACUCUCUGGAUUCGGAAUCCAACAAGACUCUGACAGAGAAGACUUUGAACACAUCUAGUAAGAACAUGUUUUUAAGGAAAAUGGAAGCUGCGACUUCUAUCAAUGGGAAGUUGUUCCGGCUAAGCGGGCAGCUGGUGGCACGCACACCGUCGCAACUUAGCUUCAGUACAGGAAUUCUAAAGAACUAA